AUGAACGGAGGACUGGAAGCUUGGGAAAGUUAUCGGGCAGACGAAGGAGAAGAGGAGGAAGAUGAAGAUGAGGAGGAGAAUGUAGCCUACGAUGAUGAUGAGGACGAAUUUGGGCUCCCAAGCAUUACCAGCAUGCGGAGAAAGCAAAGCAGGGCUACUGCUCUAGUUCAACCUAACACCGUUGACCCCGGUGGGGGGAUAGGGGAUCAUUUGACCCUUGGUGUUGGUCUUGGAAGCAAUCGACAACGGGCAAAUAGCUCUGACAUUGCAGAAGAGCGUGGCGUUUCAAUUUACCCUACAGCAAAGAAAGCAGAGGGUAAAAUCCUACGUCCUCAGUAUAAGGAAAUUUUGAGAGACCCUGCGCACGCUCUCAAUCUUAUUGAUCAUGCGCCACCACCAAAAAAUGCGUCGCCUAAAGAAAUGGACCUAUAUUCGAGUCGCAUCUCAAGGAUCAACAAAUUCAAGCGUCUGCUGCAGACGAGCACUGUUCCUCUUGCGGAACUCAGGAACCUCGCGUGGUCAGGGGUCCCAGAAGAAGUGCGAGCAAUGACUUGGCAAUUACUACUUGGGUACUUGCCGACAAACAGUGAACGGCGCAUUUCGACCCUUGAAAGGAAGCGCAAGGAAUACUUGGAUGGGGUUCGACAAGCUUUUGAGCGAGGCCCUUCAACCUCCGGAAACCCGUCUUCGUCCGUCACAGGGCGAGGUAGAGGGUUAGAUGAAGCAGUCUGGCAUCAGAUUAGUAUAGAUGUUCCUCGCACCAGCCCUCACAUCCAGCUCUACAGCUACGAGGCUACUCAGCGCUCUUUAGAGAAGAUACUCUACGUCUGGGCUAUACGUCAUCCUGCCAGCGGCUAUGUCCAAGGCAUCAAUGACCUUGUGACUCCUUUCUGGCAAGUAUUUCUUGGACUUUACGUCACCGACCUUAAUGUCGAGGAAGGCAUGGAUCCAGGUCAAUUACCUCGGAGUGUGCUGGAUGCGGUGGAGGCGGACUCCUUUUGGUGUCUUACCAAACUCCUGGACGGAAUUCAGGACAAUUACAUCUAUGCUCAACCUGGGAUUCACAGGCAAGUCAGAGCACUGCGUGAUUUGACCAUGCGCAUAGACUCUACGCUGGCUAAGCAUUUAGAGCAAGAGGGUGUGGAAUUCAUGCAAUUCAGUUUUCGAUGGAUGAACUGCCUCCUCAUGCGAGAAAUGAGCGUCCAAAAUACCAUAAGGAUGUGGGAUACAUAUAUGGCUGAAGAGCAGGGCUUCUCACGCUUCCACCUCUACGUGUGUGCGGCGUUUCUGGUGAAGUGGACAGAUCAACUGGUGAAAAUGGACUUUCAGGAGAUUAUGAUGUUCCUGCAAGCCCUACCGACGAAGGGCUGGACUGAGAAGGAUAUUGAACUUUUGCUAAGUGAAGCCUACAUAUGGCAAAGUCUUUUUCAGGACUCUCGUGCCCAUCUUCGCCCGGCUGGAGAUCGGUCGCCUGAGAAUGGCUUCCAGUGA
Messenger RNA from Aspergillus fijiensis CBS 313.89, 1491 nucleotides. RefSeq names its product GTPase-activating protein GYP1. The transcript has 4 exons. NCBI's taxonomy places the organism in Eukaryota, Fungi, Ascomycota, Eurotiomycetes, Eurotiales, Aspergillaceae. The record is from RefSeq and is a predicted model, not a curated record. Gene Ontology annotation, molecular function: GTPase activator activity. Gene Ontology annotation, biological process: activation of GTPase activity. Bases 1 to 1491 code for a protein of 496 amino acids. Gene Ontology annotation, cellular component: Golgi apparatus.